Selaginella moellendorffii is the source of this 589-nucleotide messenger RNA. Its product is annotated as auxin-responsive protein SAUR50. The record is from RefSeq and is a predicted model, not a curated record. Gene Ontology annotation, biological process: response to auxin. Bases 33 to 491 code for a protein of 152 amino acids. NCBI's taxonomy places the organism in Eukaryota, Viridiplantae, Streptophyta, Lycopodiopsida, Selaginellales, Selaginellaceae. The transcript has a single exon.
UCCAUCUAGAUCGUCAUUGUUGCCUGGCGAUCAUGAGCAUUGUCGAGAAGAUCAAGGCGAGGCUGCAGCGGCGGCGGAGAUGCAGGGCCAGCUCGUCCAUCUUUGCCAGAUCUGUGAGCUUGAGCACGUCCUCAUGCCGCUCCAGCUCACACGGUUCCUUCUCGUAUAGCUCCUCCGGCACCUGGGAUUGCAGCGACUGGAAUGGAUCCAGCAGCGACGAUGAAGAUCACAACGGGUCCUCCUGCGCUGCUGCUCCAGACGAUGUUCCGGAGGGAUACUUGGCGGUGUACGUCGGGGAGGAGAGGCGGCGGUGCGUGAUGAGCGCUCGGCAUCUAAGCCACCCCUGGUUCAAGGCGCUGCUCGAGAAAGCUGCCGAGGAGUUUGGAUUCGAUCACAAGGAAGGCCUCAGAUUGCCGUGUGACGUGGUGGCAUUCAAGCUCAUGGUAGAAAAGCUCGACAAAGAGAGCGAAAGAAGAUUGAUCAGAGAGUGACUCCAAGUGGAAGAGAGCACGGAUGAUCUACCUGUAAAAGAGAAGUGUACCAUCUUAGAGCUUGACAAAACUAGAGGAAUGAAGAAACUCUUAAUCUA